ACCCGGGAACUUCUGUGACGGGCUGCGAAUGUGGCUGGACCUGCGUUCUUGAAGACGACGAUCCACAAGACCCAACGAGACUGUGACCUCGACGACCCUCGACCAUCCGGGAGCUAGCUGCUGCUGUCCACUGUGCUGCAUACUACUCCGUACGGAUAUGUAUACACACACUCACUACGCACCACGCACCACGCACCACGCAAUGCUCCAAGGCUCGGUCUACAUGGUGGUCCCGUCACUGCUGACUGUCUUCAGUGUCUUGCAGAGAACAUGGCUGUCUGAGGUCAACAGUGGGUUUCCCCAAUUCGUUUCCAUGGUUGGCUGCCGAAUCGGAACCUAUCCAGCGCCGCCCUCAAGCCCGUCGAGCCCGUCGAGCAACGGAUCACUCGCCGAGUCUGUCGAUGCGGAUCGUGGGAGCGCUCAUCUUGGAUUCUUGGUUGACGACAUCGCUGAUCCAGCAGAUCAGGUGUAUCAGACACAGUGUCCUCAAGGGAUGCUUCUCUUUAACACCGCCGCUACCUGAACGUCGUCCUUCGAUGCCGGCUGUUCCUGCAGCUUCGUCGUCACUGGUUGGCAAAAUAGGACCGGAUGGAGGUGCGGGAAGCAAGCACCAAGCAAGCAAGCGACAACGAGCACCCACGCUCUGGGCCUCUGGCGAGGUGUGCCACGGGAGAAUAGCCGACCCGGCCCUAUCACACUGUGUCGGCAUCGCCCCAGAACUGCAACAUUCGUACCUUUUUACAAGACACACGCACGAGACGUUAUCCUGUCGGCACAUGGAAGACAACUGGAGCAAGCUUGUCAUCCUAGGUACCCCACUACGCAACUCGCCACCCCCUGAUACUUGUCCGUCGCCCACCUCACCCAAGUCACGACAAGCACGUACGGAGUACUUCUCACGAAUACGCAAACAAACAAACAAACUGCUAUCGUCAGGGUAUUCUGCACGGCGUACGAAUCUUGAUGGCCUGCACAUGUGUAACCACUUUCCGCCAAUGUUUGGUCUCGACUCUCGUGAAAAACUGUCGUACUCUUCGCCUUUCAGCCGACGAAAUCUUCUUACGGUCGAUCAACCCCCUCAGCCUUCCCCUUCGUACGGAAUCUUUCCUCCAUCUGGAACUUGACAAGUGACAAGACGCGACAUCCCAGACAUCCCGCCAUCCCUUUCGUCUUGGCCCUUCUUCCCACUGCGACUGUCUCCCUUCGCAACGAGCCGACCUGCAACGCGAGCUCGUCCCAUAUCCCUUGCUUCGGUGCUAUCUUCGCAAGCUUUACACUUUUGCCAGUCCGAACGGCCCAAAACUCUACGCGGGUGCCCUGCCCUCGGUCCGCCGCAAUAAUACCAACUGCACAGCAAUAGAAAUUGUACCAAACACACCUAACAGGCU
Colletotrichum godetiae is the source of this 1388-nucleotide messenger RNA. RefSeq lists its product as uncharacterized. The transcript has a single exon. The record is from RefSeq and is a predicted model, not a curated record. NCBI's taxonomy places the organism in Eukaryota, Fungi, Ascomycota, Sordariomycetes, Glomerellales, Glomerellaceae. Bases 402 to 1124 code for a protein of 240 amino acids.